UUGAGGAAACACUGGGGAAGUACGAGGUCGAAAAGACAGCCUUUCUAAAUUAUUAUAAAAGAUUUUAACUUGGCACAAGUGGGCUAAUAUAUAGAGGGCACCGCGCCUUUGACCGUUACAAACACAUCUAAUCAGACGCUGGCGAGAUUGAGGAGUAUUUCCAACUGCAGAACAGUAUGGAGAGUGUGUUUGAGGAGGAGGUGGAGAGCUGCUUCUCGUCUCUGCAGGUUCCGUCUCCCAAGAGGAAGCGCAAAGCCAAAGGACACACACACACACACACACACACUCCCAGCAAGGACAAGAGCAAGAAGCCCAGGUCUGCCUAUCUCCUGUACUAUUUCGAUGUUCACCAGCGUCUGCAGUGUGACAAUCCAGAGCUGCCGCAGUCCGAGAUCAACAAGCUGAUCAGCGAAAACUGGAGACGCCUCAGCGUAGCGGAUAAAGCAUACUACAUAGACAAGGCCAACGCAGAACAGCACGGACUCACACACACACAGGGGGGUGUGAGUGGGUCGUCUGAUGUGCCAGGAUUCCGCAGGAUUCUGCCGCGCGCUCGCUCAGGAUACAACUUCCUGUUUCUCCCCGAGGGGGCGGGGCCAGAUGAUCAGGGGGAGGAGCCUGUGGAGGUGUGUGUGGGGGAAGGUAUGGGGCCCGUGUUUUCUUUGGGCAGCGAGGUGGACCUCUCCGAACACAGCGUUGCCAUGGAGAUCCCCAGAGAGGACAACGCUACUGUGACCACCCUGACACACACACACGCCCUCGCAGCAAACACACACACACACACGCACACACUCCUCACCACGGAGGGGGCCGUCGGCACACACACCACGCCCAUCUCCAUGGUGAUGGAGGAGGGGCUAAUGCAGCAGGUCAAGCCUGACUCCACCCACCUGCUGGCCAUCUUACCCAAUCAGAACCUUCUGGACACCAAGGUCAUGACCCCCUCCAAGGUCGUCGCCCCCUCCAAGGUCGUGACCUCUAGCAGUCCUCUGCUGAUGCUGCCCAUGAUGCCCAGUCUGGAGCAGGCGACCAAGCCCUCCCUGAAACUGUCCAUCAAGUAUACUCGUCGGGGGAGGGGUCGUUGCCAUAGUCCCGGAUGUGGAUUCAGCUAUGUGACGCGACACAAGCCCCCUACCUGCCCACUCUGCGGAACACACCUGGGGGGCAAGUGGCAACCCACGGGAAGCAAAGAUUCGGACAAAGCCAUCGCAAAGUCAUUGCCCAGCAACAGUGGCCUGUCGGCACGGCAACCCCAGAAGGAGCCAAUCGCAGGGCCCGAGGGCGGGGAGGGGGCGGGGCCUAAAGUGAAGGGCAAAGUUAGCGGUAACGUUGCCAAGGAGCGAGCGAAACCGGGCAGGUUACCACGGGAACCAGUGAGAGCGGCUGCUGCAAUGGCACAGGAGACACCAGGAGGGGGAGACAGAGAGACACUCAACAGUGGACACGCACACACACACAAACAGAGGGACACGCACGCACACACACACACUCAGGGACAGACACACACACACAGAGAUGCAGCUGCCAUCCCGUCAUUGUCAUCGUCAUCGUCAGGAAGGAAAACUGGGCGUUCUCGGGGGAGAGGGAAGAGUGUGUGUGCAGCACAGAAGCGUACAGUCAGAGCGAUACUACCAGCCCCCACCAAAGCAGCUCCUGCUCCUGCUACUGUUCUUCAGUUCAUCACUGUUCCGUCCCCUAACAAGCUCAAAGCUGAACCCAACAACAGCAUGAAGACAGUGACAGUCAGUGGCGAGAUGUCCGGUCUGAAGCCCAACACCCUCAAACAGCUGGGACACACACUUCCAGAGCAGAAGCCUGUGUCGCGUGUGCCUGGUGGCGGUAACUUCCUCAUCAGUGAUAACAACCUGAAGAUGCUGUCUGUACUGCCCUACAAGCAAAACACUGGAGCCAACCUGGACCUGGGUCUGUCCACUGCAAGGGGUCGCGGCCGCUGUAAGAAUCCUGAGUGUGAUUACGUCUACAAGAACCGACACAAGCCCUCGCACUGCCCACACUGUGGCACCGAGCUACGCAACGCAAACACACACACACGCAACAAGCCCUCGCACUGCCCACACUGUGGCACCGAGCUGCGCAACGCAAACACACACACACGCAGCAAGGCAUCAGAGUGUGUGCUGGACCCCUACACUCCUCUGUCGGCCCCUCAGAGGGAGACUCAGCGUCAGAAUACUCUGCUGUUGCUACGGCAAUGUGUUGCCAUCCCAGAGAACGAGGCGGAGCUACACGACAUCCUCACAUACAUCCAGGAACUCAACAACACUCAGGUUAUCGUGUCGUCAGCGGAUGAGCAGUUGUCUGCGCAGCUCCAGAGCGGAUGGCCGAGAUUUUACGAGUCGCCACACACACACUGCAACCUGUGUCAAUACCCCCUGUUUAAAGGGGGACAGAGUUCGGUGGCUGGUCAGGAGGACUGCUGGCUGCUGACUGAGUCUCAUCUGCAGACGGCCUCCAUUCAGAUCAAGAUCUGCACCAACACACAGUGUCUAGCACUACACAGCCUGGUGGACAUACACACAGGUCUCUUCAAUGUAGGUAACAGGCUGCUGGUGAGUCUGGAUCUGUUCUUCAAGCUCCGCAGCCGACUGAAGAGCGGACGGAACCCCAACGCAGCCGCUCUGGACAUCCUACACAACAUCCAGAACCAACCCGUGUCUAUCCUGAGUGGGGCGGAGCUUGGUGAGCUCUUGUCUCUGCUAUUGGCUGGCUACUGGGCCUAUGAGAGCUUGACGCUGCGUGACUAUAACGACAUGAUCUGUGGAGUGUGUGGCGUCGCGCCCAGAGUGGAGAUCGCACAGCGGAACACCACCAACACACUCACGCUGCGCAACGUAGAGUUCACCUGGCCUGAGUACAGUGUGUGUGAUGAGGUUCAGGUUGACGACUUCUGGUUGACGAUGGAGAAUGAGGCGUUAGAGCAGGCCGCCUUCCCUUCCUCCUCUCCACCAAUCACGCGCUUCGAUGCCUCCAUCAUCGCCCCCUUCAUCCCGCCCCUCAUGAGGAGCUCAGCCAAUGGGGUCAUCAACACCGAGAAGGACAAGAUAUACACAACGCACACACCCGCAGGAGAUGUGUCGUCUCUGGUGCGCUGUAUCCAGGAAGGCGAGUUGAAGCCGGAACAGAUUCAGGAGCACACACACACACAACUGCAGUGUGUGUUACAGCGAUGUGGAGUGCCCUACACACACGACAGCACCAAGGAGGAGCUGUUGGAGAGUGUGUGUUCCCUCUUUGCACACGUGCAGAACGGCCAGAUGACCGGCCCCCCUCCCCCCCCUCACCUCACCGCCGGAACACUCAGGAAGCUCUGCCCCCACCAGGUGGUGUGUGGCAGUAAGUACCUGGUCCGUGCGGAGGGUGCGCGUGAUCACGUGGAUCUGCUGAUGUCAUCGCGCGUCUGGCCAAUCGUGUACGUUACGGACUCCAGCCAGCAGGUGGCAGCGUGCACAGACGCCCUGUACCCAACACUGGCACACAGCAUGUGGAAUACACGACAAGCAACACAGGUCUCUGGUUCUGUCUCUGGUCCUCUUCUGCGUGACCACCUGUUGACUUCGGAGCCGGUUCUAUUGGACCCCUUCACUCUGGCCCCGCCCCUGCACCCCCUCACACACUCCGCCGAGCGCUGGAUACUGCCGCCCCCCACACACACACACGACGACACACACACACACACUCACGCCGACACACCCGCCAACACACAGGCUCACACACACACCGGCACUCACACACGCGCUGACGCCGGCACAAACACUGACACACCCCACAACAGACACACACGCACGGACACACACUCUGACACACACCCCGACUCUGACACACACACCCCCCGCUCGAGCGUCGUCUGCCCCCCCGAACUGCAGUCGUACCUCAACGCGGCGCGGGAGGAGGAGGAGGAGGAGGGGCCAGAGGAGGAAACUGACAAACAGGAAGUGACCUCACAGCAGGACGUCGGCCAACAGGAAGUGAGGUUCGACAACGCCGCCUUCUACUUCCUCUACAACCGGCUGAUGGACUUCCUGAGUAGUCGCGAGGUGGUCAGCAGGCAGAUCAACCAGGUGCUGCAGACGUGCAGUCUGGGUAAUGUAGUCAUCAGGGACACGCUGUACAGGCUAGCAGUGGCACACAUCAACACAGAGGACACAGCAGUGGCACAGGAAGUAGAGGGAGAUACAGAGGUGCAGUCUGGGUAAUGUAGUCAUCAGGGACACGCUGUACAGGCUAGCAGUGGCACACAUCAACACAGAGGACACAGCAACACAAGAGGGAGAGGGAGAGAUGCAGUCUGGGUAACGUAGUCAUGUAGUCUUUAGAGACAUGCAGUAGAGGCUAGCAGUGGCACGCGUUGGGCUCGUUUUUGAUGGAGCAGUGCUGCUUUUAAUAUGUACUAGCACGUAUGCAAUGUUUGCCAUUUCAGUGCAUUCUGGUUAGAAAAUGUGUGCAUGUGAGCUACUGCAUAGCAAAAGCAGCACUGCUCCAUCAAAAACGAAGCCCACUGACAGAGGAGACAGCCACACAGGGAUGGUCACGUUCUUGACUGCGCAUUUCUGUGGAGUCUGCGCAGUGCCCAUACAAGCACAAUGUGAAACGACGAUGCAUUCAGGUUAGUAAAAUGCGUUGAAAUGUUGAAGUGCGUAUGUGCUCUGCGCAGACUGUGCCGAAAUGCGGCGUCACGAACGCGGCCAUUAGCACAGAGGAGACACCGAAACAGGAAGCAGAGGGAGUGGCCGAUGCAGUCUGGGUAAUGUAGUCAUUAUAAAGACUGGCAGUGAAAUAGAGAGAUGAAUAGAAGACAGUGGGGAAUUAGAAAGAGGGAGAGUGGGAUGGAGAGAACUGUGUAGUGACGCUUUGAGGAGGAAGAGAGAAGAGAAAGAAAGACGAGGGGGCAGUUUGAGGCAAAAGAGAGA
Messenger RNA from Engraulis encrasicolus (European anchovy), 4928 nucleotides. RefSeq names its product HMG box domain containing 3 (gene hmgxb3). The transcript is spliced from 25 exons. The record is from RefSeq and is a predicted model, not a curated record. The coding region runs from base 177 to 4214 and encodes 1345 amino acids. NCBI's taxonomy places the organism in Eukaryota, Metazoa, Chordata, Actinopteri, Clupeiformes, Engraulidae.